Molecule: messenger RNA, 2640 nt
Organism: Erythranthe guttata (spotted monkey flower)
Lineage: Eukaryota; Viridiplantae; Streptophyta; Magnoliopsida; Lamiales; Phrymaceae
Product: cyclin-T1-3
Biological process (GO): regulation of transcription by RNA polymerase II
Molecular function (GO): cyclin-dependent protein serine/threonine kinase regulator activity
Source: RefSeq, a predicted model, not a curated record
AAUUAAGCACGAUUUUUUGGUUUCAUCUCCAGCCCUCAUCGAGUGCUCUACGCUAUCACAUCGCCUGCCGCCGCGCAAAGCAACUCCGUCUCCUCUCCGCCGCUAAUUGGUGGCUAUUAUCCUUGAAGUUAAGCUUUCCCUAAAUUCCGUGUAUUUUUGAGGUCUGGGUUCCAAUUGAAAUUGAAGUUUUUUGAAGAUUGAUCCUUUCCUCUCCUCAAUUUUCAGGUCGUCUGAGACACUGAGCAUAUUUUGUUGACUUGAGAGACCUCAUCUGGCGUUGGUUGAACAUAAUUGGUGGGAGAAAGGAGCCGGAAAUGGCUAACCUAUUGUCUGGUGAGGCCUCCCAUCAUGCAGCACCUGAAGGUAGUUAUAAGGUUUCUCAGGAAAAACCUGAAGAAGGUGGUGAGCACUGGUAUUUAUCCAGGAAAGAAAUUGAAGAAAAUUCCCCUUCUAGACGAGAUGGAAUUGAUUUGAAAAAAGAGACAUACUUGCGGAAAUCAUACUGUACAUUUUUACAAGAUUUAGGCAUGAGGCUUAAAGUGCCUCAAGUGACGAUUGCUACAGCAAUUAUAUUUUGCCACCGUUUCUUCCUUCGUCAGUCCCAUGCAACAAAUGACAGGAGGACAAUUGCAACAGUGUGUAUGUUUCUAGCGGGUAAGGUUGAAGAAACUCCACGUCCUCUAAAAGAUGUCAUUCUUGUGUCAUAUGAGAUUAUUCAUAAAAAAGAUGCUGCCGCUGUGCAAAGGAUCAAGCAGAAGGAGGUAUACGAGCAACAAAAAGAACUUGUUUUAGUAGGAGAAAGAAUGGUUCUCGGGACGCUUGGUUUCGAUCUCAAUCUUCAUCAUCCAUAUAAGCCCCUUGUUGAGGCAAUUAAAAAAUUUAAGGUUGCUCAAAAUGCACUAGCUCAAGUUGCAUGGAAUUUUGUGAAUGAUGGGCUUCGGACAUCCCUAUGCUUGCAAUUUAAGCCACAUCACAUUGCAGCUGGUGCUAUUUUCCUUGCGGCCAAGUUUCUUAAAGUAAAGCUUCCAUCCGACGGUGAGAAGGUUUGGUGGCAGGAGUUUGAUGUCACCCCACGCCAAUUGGAGGAGGUGAGCAAUCAGAUGUUAGAGCUGUACGAACAAAACAGAGUGCCAGCAUCUCAGGCUAGUGAAGCAGAAGGGAGUGCCGGAGGCAGUCAACGCCCUCCAUCAAAAAGUCAAGUCGAAGAAGAACACAUCACAAAUUACAGUUCUACCCAUGGUGGAGCUACUUCGAAGGCAUCCUCCUUAAAGCCAUCUUCAUCAUCAUCAAGGCCAGGUCCUGAUUCACAGCAUACUGACAAUCACACUGGACCCCCUAAAAUCCCUCAAACACGAAACAAUGAUUAUGGACGUUCUGAAACCAAUAGUUUGCCAGAUCGCUCGGUAGAUGAUGAGAUUAAUGAUGUCCAGAAUCAUGAUCAAGAAUCGGUGCCUCGAAAGGGUAACUCUGGGGAGAUAGAUAAUAAAUCGAAGUUUAAGGAUGACCAAGAGGAGAAUUCUGUGCCAACUGAAUCUGCAGUAGAAACGAAGGAUAAACAUCAUGGGAGAAACCUGUCCAGUAAGGAUGCUGCUACAGUUGGUCAGUCGCCUCAAGACGCAACAAAGAAGCUGGACAAGGAGAAGAUUAAAGCUGCGUUCGAACGAAGGAAGGCUCGUGGAGACAUAUCUCGUAAAAUCGACCCUGUGGAUGAACUCGAGAGGGAACUUGAAGAUGUUGAAUUGCCUGUCGAGAGUGAGAAAACAAAGCGUGAGAAAAAGCAAACCAAUUGGACGAAACCUUCGAGUAGGCCAGAGUAUGAAAAGUCCCAUCAUGCAAAAUAUGCAGCGAACGACGCUGAAGAUGGUGGUGGUGGGCAUUACCAAGUGAUGAAGGGGCAAUCCUCACAUGGCGAAGAUUACGACACAGUAGAAGAAGGUGAAGUGGGACCCUCUGAUGAAGUUGACCGAGGGUAUCGCUCACCUAGGUCAAACGUUCGUAAGAGGAAGCCCGGUAGCCCGUUGGAGAGAAACGGAUUGGGGAGGCUUGGAUAUACGGAAAGGGACCAUAAAAGGCACCUCCAGGAGAAUCAUGUUUGAAUUUUUUUUACCUAGUAAAUUGCUUGAGCAUAAAUUAUAGCAGCGCAUUUGAGGUCAGAGUUUCUUCAUCGUUUGGCUAGUGAAGACAGCAUCAUAUUUAAAAGAAAUUUUGGUACGAAGUUGAACAAGCAAAAGCUGCUGUACCUGAUAUUUGAUUGUUUGGAUCAGUUUUUACUAUGGUAUGGUUUACAUGUUUCGAUCGGAGUUCCGGAGUAUGCUUUCAGGAACCAGGUAAGGUGAUUAUGUAACUUAUCAUUAGGCCUUGUAAAAAAAAAAAAAAAAAAGAGAAAAAAAAAAGAAAGCGAAGAUGCAAGAUCUGAGUGUAUCAAUGUAAGGUGAUGACCUAAGUUUUAUUGGAUUUGCAAAAAAAGGAGGAAAUCGAAAAAUUGGUGCGAUAUUCAAGUUAGGUACUCUUCAGUUUUGCAUGUUUGACAUUUUCGAGUACGAAGUCCAUUUUCGUAAUUUAAUGGGGGAUGCUUUUUAUUGUAUUUGAUGAUGAAAUGUUGUUUAUUUAUUUAUUCUCUCCCUUGAUAAUAACUUCUUC